ACAUAACAUCCAAUGAUCACGAUUCACUGGCAAAGACAGACAUUACGCGAGCCGGCGCCGACGCCGACGUACUGGCGAUCGAUCGAGCGCGACAAUUUUUGGUGGCCAAAUUGUUACGAAAUGUUUGCAAAUCGAAAUGGGUAACGUGCAGUGUUACAAUGACGAAAAAAAAGUGAAAAAUAAACGAAACAACGUCAAAACCGACUGUGCGGACACGACGCCAACAAUGGGCGCGAUUAAAGGCGAAAGUCAUUUAACGAAUAACAACCAAAAAGCGGAUGUCAAAAAAGAAUAUAUCCUUGGGCGCGAUAGCGUAGACUUCGAGAGUACGAAAAUAGAGCCAGAUAAAUGUGUGUUAAAAGAUCUGGCGAAUGGAUAUUGUGAGGUUUCGCCUUUAAACUCACUUCAUAAUAAUAAUAUGAAGCAAGAUGAAGUGCCUCAAGGUAUGGACGUACCGAAGAAGGAUUGUUACACUUAUCGAAGCUCAACUACGAAUUAUUCUUCUAAUCCCUCGAACGAUCAGCCUCAUUCAACUUUCAACACCAUCACAAACCAGCGACUGCAAAGUUCAUCACAACGAGCCAGUUCAUUGAAGUCACAUUUAUCCGAAUUAAAGAGUUCAAUAUCAGAAAUGAAAAACCUAAGCAACACUAACAGUCUGGAAUUUGGGCAAAGAUUUAAGAAAUCCAUGGAAGACAUCUUAGAAAAGGAUAAAAUAAAUGAAAAGACAUCUAUUAAGAAUGAUUAUAAAAAUAUAAAAGUAAACAGACUAAACAAUAUAAGCGAACCAUAUACUAAACUAUCUCAAAAAUACUUGAACGGUAGAGAGAAUGAUUUAAUAUAUAGUGCAGCUCGAACCACAUCAGCCAGCUCCUCAAGCCUUAUAACGGAUGGGUUUAGUGCUUCGAAAUCGGCAGCAAAUAGUUCUCGGUCCAGACAAAUGCAACACGGGGACGUUUUGUACUCUGACCAAAGUGCCGUCGGUGCAACGAAACGGCUUCUGCAGGCUGAAAGCCUCACUGCUGAACAAAACUCUGCAUAUCAGCAAGAAAGGCGGACGCUUCAGACAGCUGAAAUUAACACCCAACAAAUGAAUAAUGUGUCAACCAGCUCUUCCCGGCUGCACACCGAUGCAUUCAGCGCGGAGAGAACAGGCACGGCUACUUCACAAGCCAGACAAACAGUCAGUUCCAGUGGUAUAUACAGUCGCAAGGAACAUGCCAGUGUAGCACAUUCCAACAUGUCUUUAUCGAGUAAAAACAUUUCAACAUCAUCAGUACUGUCGUCACAGAUUGAUGACAUUUUGAACGGAACCAACAAACCGAAUAGCUGUGAUCUACUGAGUUUAAACUUUGAGGAUCUCGAAGAACUAAACUGCCAUUCAAGUCAGAAAGAUAUUGAAAUAGCAAUUGAAAAUUAUAAAAAAAGAAUGUGCGCUUUUAUAACUGCAAUCAAACACGAAGACAUGGACACUAAUACGGCAUCGUUGCAAUAUAACAAAAUAAAUGAGAUGCUUAGAAGGGCGUGGGCUGUACCAACACACGGGCACGAACUAGGAAAUUCAUUAUGCAAUACAUUGCGUACUUCUGGCGGCCUUGAUGUUCUGAUGGAAAAUUGUAUGGAAUCUAAAAACCCAGAGCGGCAAUUCGCCUCAGCUAAAAUUCUCGAGCAAUGCCUUACCACCGAAAACAGAGAGUAUGUAGUGAAAAAUGGCUUAGGAAAGGUUGUAAAUGCAGUUGUAUCUGUGUGCACAAAAAAUGCGAACUUAGUAGAGUACUCAAGAGUAGGCACUGGAAUUUUACAACAUUUAUUUAAACACAGCGAAGCAACGUGUAGUGACGUCAUUAAAUUAGGAGGAUUGGAUGCAGUCUUAUUUGAAUGUAGGAAAAAUGACAUCGAGACGUUAAGGCACUGCGCAACAGCCUUAGCCAACCUUUCGCUGUAUGGUGGUGCUGAAAAUCAAGAAGCUAUGAUCAAAAAAAAAGUUCCUAUGUGGUUAUUUCCUUUAGCGUUCCACCACGACGACAAUAUUAAAUACUACGCAUGUUUAGCUAUUGCUGUUUUAGUUGCCAAUAAAGAAAUUGAAGCUGCUGUUCUAAAAUCAGGCACAUUGGAGCUCGUGGAGCCGUUCGUCACAUCACAUAAUCCAUCCGAGUUUGCUCGGUCAAACCUCGCACAUGCUCAUGGACAAAGUAAAGCGUGGUUGCAAAAACUAGUGCCUGUUCUAAGUUCUAAACGAGAGGAGGCACGAAACCUGGCAGCUUUUCAUUUUUGCAUGGAGGCAGGUAUUAAGAAGCAACAGUGUAAAACGGAAAUAUUCAGAGAAAUUGGCGCAAUAGAGCCUCUAAAAAAAGUGGCCAGUUGUCCUAAUGCUAUUGCAUCUAAGUUUGCUGCACAAACAUUAAGAUUUAUAGGUGAAGAAGUACCGCACAAGCUAUCACAGCAAGUGCCACUUUGGUCGAUUGAAGAUGUAAAGGAGUGGGUUAAACAAAUAGGAUUCAUUGAAUAUGCCAAUGAGUUUUACGAGAGUAAGGUAGAUGGCGAUCUACUAUUACAAAUUACAGAAGAGAACCUGCGAGACGAUAUUGGACUGACUAAUGGAAUCAAACGUAAAAGAUUUGCAAGAGAAUUACAACAGUUGAAAAAAAUGGCAGAUUACAGCUUGCGAGAUACGUGUAGUCUUCAUGAAUUUCUGCAAAGCAUUGGGCCCGAGUAUACUAUUUACACUUAUUCGAUGUUAAAUGCUGGUGUAGACAAGAAAUCUAUUUUUGGUUUGAGUGACGAACAACUUGAAAAUGAGUGCUACAUAAAGAACAGUAUACAUAGAUUAAGAAUAUUGAAUGCUAUUAGAGAUUAUGAAAGUCGUUUACCAAGUUUAGAAGAAGAUAAUAUGGUAAAAAACUUAGAUGUUUUUAUAAGUUACCGAAGAUCAAAUGGCUCACAAUUAGCAAGUUUACUUAAAGUCCAUUUAAAUUUACGUGGCUUUACCAUUUUCAUUGAUGUAGAAAGGCUAGAGGCUGGAAAAUUUGAGAAUUUGCUCCAGAGCAUUAGACAAGCUAAACAUUUUUUGUUAGUUCUCACUCCAAAUGCUCUAGACAAAUGCAUGCAUGAUUCGGAACAGAAGGAUUGGUUACAUCGUGAAAUCGUCGCAGCCUUGCAGUCGCAAUGCAAUAUCGUCCCAAUAAUCGACAACUUUGAAUUUCCUGAGCCGGAGGAGUUGCCAGAGGAUAUGAGAGCUGUGUGUCAUUUCAAUGCAGUCAGAUGGAUCCAUGACUAUCAGGAUGCAUGUGUUGAAAAACUGGAAAGUUUUCUCCGAGGCAAGUCAAAUCUGGCUACAAGGCUGGAAGGAUCUCUUAGAGGACCAGUAUCCAUCCAGAGUCCAUGUGCGGUGUUAAAUAGGGGUCCCCCAAACUUUCAACAAAAUAUGCAGUUAACAGAAAGUGACCCAUUUGAUAAAUGAACCCCAUAUCUUACUUAUCACAUUUCUGAGUAUAAGAGCUUGCAGAUAUGCAUCCGAUAACUUGAAUUUUAUUACAAUUAGGGUUUAAAAUGUCAGGAACAGCCUUAUGAGACAUUUUCAUAGUUGUUAUUUUUUUUUCAAACACUAUAUUUGUAGUAUAAUAAUAAUGUACAGUGUAAAGUCUAUAUAACAUGUAUGUAUAAUGGAAAGAAGAAAAAUCUGUAUCUGUAAAAGAAAAUGUUUAAUUCAGACUAGUGAAAGUAAUUACAUUAAAAAACAAGUCUUAUUUGAACACUUUGAUUAGUCUGUUAUUGUGGUCUGAUGUAUUUUGCUGCACCAGUAAUUAAUUUGUAAUUUUUAGCUUAUUUUAUUUAUGUCUUGUGAUAUUGAGGAUAAAGCACAUACAAUCCCAAUUUGUAAACAAAAGAAUGGAUUUCUAAGAAAGUUUUAAUGUGUUUGAUGUUAAUUCGACGUAUAUAUCAUAUUUAAAUGUACCUAUAGAUAAUUUUAUUUAAGUUUAUUUAUGCAGUACAUAUUAUAGCAAUAAUUUUACUAUAGAUUAAGUUUGCUAUUCGUUAUAGCAUGGCAAAUCACUUACUCUUAAGAAUGUUUAAUGCCUUAGUGUACAGUCAUUAAAUUGGUUACAAUGUAUAUUUUUGGAUUAAACAUGUUGACAAUUUUUUUAAUCCCAAAAUAUAAAUCCCUGCAUAUUAUACAAGAUCACCAAGUACAAAAUAAGUAGAUUAAAGUGUCAUAAUACUUCUUAAGAGGCUUUAAAAAUUAAAUAUCUCAACAUCAUUAAA
Messenger RNA from Pieris rapae (cabbage white), 4263 nucleotides. Its product is annotated as NAD(+) hydrolase sarm1. Lineage: Eukaryota; Metazoa; Arthropoda; Insecta; Lepidoptera; Pieridae. Gene Ontology annotation, biological process: response to axon injury; negative regulation of MyD88-independent toll-like receptor signaling pathway; signal transduction. Gene Ontology annotation, cellular component: dendrite. The record is from RefSeq and is a predicted model, not a curated record. Bases 137 to 3460 code for a protein of 1107 amino acids. The transcript has 10 exons. Gene Ontology annotation, molecular function: NAD+ nucleosidase activity; protein binding; signaling adaptor activity.